AUGGCAGUAUACACCGAUUGUAAAAAUAGAGGCACUGCUCAAUUAAACGGUUGUGCAUUCGACGAUUGGAAUUGUAAAUGCAAUGCCAAUAAUGCUCUUCAAAAUUGCUACCUUCAAUGUCCUGAUGAUCUUGAUAUACAAAAUGAAGGAAAAGCAUAUCAGCCAGCAGUACAACAAUCUUGUCAAUUAGCUGCAAGUCAAUCAUCGGCUAAAGCAGCAGCGACUCCUGUAGCUGCAACUCCUUUAGCGACACAACCCGCACCAGCACAAACUCCUCCGCCAACAGUUUCAUCAUCGAGUCCAUCAACUCCAUCUGAAACACCCAAAACUAACAACGCCAAAUCUUCUGCUGAUAGCAAUAAAAUAAAUGUUAUGAUUGCUGCUGUUCCACCCGUUGCUGCUCUUAUAAUUGGACAAUUCGUUUAG
Rhizophagus irregularis DAOM 181602=DAOM 197198 is the source of this 426-nucleotide messenger RNA. RefSeq lists its product as uncharacterized. NCBI's taxonomy places the organism in Eukaryota, Fungi, Glomeromycota, Glomeromycetes, Glomerales, Glomeraceae. The record is from RefSeq and is a predicted model, not a curated record.